Mus caroli (Ryukyu mouse) is the source of this 2011-nucleotide messenger RNA. It is a transcript of the gene Srfbp1, whose product is annotated as serum response factor binding protein 1. The record is from RefSeq and is a predicted model, not a curated record. Lineage: Eukaryota; Metazoa; Chordata; Mammalia; Rodentia; Muridae. Gene Ontology annotation, cellular component: nucleus; 90S preribosome. Gene Ontology annotation, biological process: maturation of SSU-rRNA.
CUCCCCCGGGGGGCGUGCCUAGGCAGCCGCGGUGCGAUCGCCGGUGCUCACGUGCCGGAGAUGGCGGCUGACCCUCUUCCUCCGUCCGCAAUGGCUCAGCCGGGGACUCUGAACCUCAAUAACGAGGUUGUAAAGAUGAGAAAAGAAGUGAAGCGAAUCCGAGUUCUGGUCAUCCGAAAACUUGUCAGGAGUGUUGGCAGACUGAAGUCCAAAAAGGGCACAGAAGAUGCACUGUUGAAAAACCAAAGGCGAGCCCAAAGGUUGCUUGAGGAGAUCCAAGCCAUGAAGGAAUUGAAACCUGAUGUUGUAACUAAAUCUGCUCUUAGUGAUGAUAUCAACUUUGAAAAAACUUGCAAAAAGCCAGAUUCUACUGCGACCGACAGGGCAGUUGCCAGAUUAGCAGGCCACCCUCUUCUGAAGAAGAAAAUUGAUGUGCUAAAAGCUGCUGUCCAGGCCUUCAAAGAUGCAAGGCAGAGCGCUCCAGCGGCCGAGUCAUCUGAGAGUGCUUCAGGAGAAGGCCGCUGUAAGGACAUUGCCAGGUCAAAGGAUGAUGCACGUGAGUCACAGCAUCCUGAGAGAACUGUUGUCAGUGAGCAGAAGGCAAAGGACACCCACACGGCAGCAAAGAAUGCAGGAAGUGGUUCAAAAGAAAAACUGGCCAAGACAGAGCAGGGACCCAAAGCAGUGACCACUCCAGGGUCUCAGGGGAAGCCUUCAGGAAAGGGUGCUGGGGUUAACUCUGAACACCAGGGGGCCCCAGCCCCAGGGGACAACAACCAGGGGAAAACCUCAACCAAAACCCCAGAGGAACCUGCUAAUAACGGUGUCAGUGAGGAAGAGGAGAGCGAGGAGGAAAAGGAGUAUUUUGAUGACAGCACUGAAGAACGGUUCUACAAACAGUCUUCUGCAUCUGAGGACAGUGACAGUGGUGACGAUUUCUUCAUUGGGAAAGUCAGACGGACACGAAAGAAGGAAUGUGGUGUCCAUUCCUCGGCCAAGGAACUGAAGCCCCUCCCAAAGGUACCAUCUAAAACAAAUACACUUGAAACCCCCUGGGAUGUAAGAAACGAUAAACACAGGCCAAUUCCAGAAGCCAGGAAGUUAGAAUCCGUGUUUUUCCACUCGUUGGCUGGACCUAAAAGCUCCAGAAGGGAUCCCAGAGAACAGGCCCCGAAGAAUAAAGCCCCAGAUUUUCCAGAAAAUGAACCUCCAAUCAAAAAGCAGUUUACAAAGAGUGCACACAGAGGCUUUGAGAGUGUGAAGCAGCCGAUGCAGGCACCUCUGCAUCCGUCCUGGGAAGCGAGCAGGAGGCGGAAGGAACAGCAGUCCAAAAUCGCUGUGUUUCAGGGGAAAAAAAUAACAUUUGAUGAUUGAUUUAAUACUUGCUGCCUCUUUGCAAGCAUUCUGUCAAAAUUUUUGGUUUUGUUUUUAACUAACUUGUUAUUUAAACUUGCAUUUUAAAUAAGUCUCUUUGAAAGAGUUAUAAAAUAUGUUGCUUGUUUUUCUUUUUUUUUAAUGUGAGUUUGGGGAAUAUUUACAUAAUCUUUUUACAGAUCUUUAAAUUUGUUUCAUAAGAAUGCUUGCCCCAAAUUAUUUCUUACAUAAAGUAAUUUAGAUAUUACGGAAUUUUAGGUUUUCUCAUUCAUGAUUACAAAAUAUAUUUCGCUAGUUAAGCUUUCCCUUUUGCCUUCAAAAUAAGGCAAACAGGGCUUAGGAGAUGGCUCACUUCCUGGGGCCCGAUGACCUGAGUUUGACCCCUGUGAUUCCCUUGGUAUGAGGGCAGAACUAACUCACAAAGUUGUUCUCUGAUUGCACAUACAGUGUGGCACAUGCCUAUGUACACACAAAUAUGUUCACAUAUAAUAAAUGUCAUAUAAAAAAUAUUAGGACAUAUUUAAAAUAAUAGUGAGAAAGGAAAGAAAUUAGGACUAAAAAAUAUUUUUAUAAGCAAAACAGAAAUGGCAGUUGUCAUUGUGGAUAUAGGAAUAUAAAUAAAUGUGAAUUUGUAAUA